GAACUUGGUUUUUGACUGUUCCCUGACAUUUAAGAUUUAAGUCAAAUCAUAGAACGUUCGCGAAUUUGAAUGUAGUUGAGAUUUCGAUCCAAGUGGAAAAGUGUAUUGAAAAUCAUUGGAAAUGUAUCUGUCCGCGUCGGCGGUGAGGAAAGCCCUGCCUGGCCGUAGUUUUCACAAUCUCAACCAUCGCUUGAAAAGUGUCUGCGGAAACUUAACCUCACAUUCUAGAAACUUGCACAACAACUCUGCUGUGUGUUUACAAAUAGGCAACGCGAGAGGUGCACAGCUGAGCGCAUCCUGUAGGAGAGCUCUUUGGGAAGGUAAUCUGAACAGAUCAGCUAUUGCCGGAUGCAGAUUCUUCAACACGAAGAGUCCAGAUGAUCACGAUGAUGACCCACACAUUCCUCCACCACCUGUUGAGAACAACUACGGAACACAAUUGCCAGCCCCCGUGGCUGUCCCAGAAGUGUGGCCCCAUUUGCCAGUCAUUGCCAUCAGCAGAAACAUAGUCUUCCCCAGAUUCAUCAAACUGAUAGAAAUAUCAAAUCCAGUUUUAAUAGAGUUGAUCAGAAGGAAAGUGAAAUUGAAUCAACCGUACUGUGGGAUAUUCUUAAAAAAGAACGAGGAAGCAGAAGCUGAAGUCAUGAAGGGUGUUGAAGAUGUCUAUCCAGUUGGAGUGUUUGCCCAGAUCCAUGAGAUGCAGGAUUUGGGUGACAAACUGAGACUUGUUGUCAUGGCCCAUAGGAGGAUCAAAAUCACUGGACAGAUCUUGGAUAAUCCCAAUGAGGAGAUUCCUAAAGAAAUGAAACUCACCUUUCCUCUUUUUAAAACAACUAUGAACGUUGUUGUAGACGACGAAGACAAAAGGAAGCGUAAACCGCGCGCCUUGAGGAAUAAACGUGACGCUAAAGUUGCUGAAGAAGCUAAAGCGAAGGCAGAAACGACGCCGAAAGUGGAACCGUUGCUUAUGGUCGAGGUGGAGAAUAUCAUCCACAAUAAGUUCAGGCAGACGGAAGAGGUCAAAGCGUUGACGCAGGAAGUCAUCAAAACAAUCAGGGAUAUAAUUAGUCUUAAUCCGUUGUACAGGGACAGUUUGCAACAGAUGAUGCAUCAAGGACAAAGGGUUGUUGAUAAUCCGGUUUACUUGAGCGAUUUGGGCGCUGCGUUAACAGCGGCUGAGUCCAAGGAAUUGCAAGAGGUCUUAGAGGAAGUCGAUAUACCAAAACGAUUGAUGUUGUCACUGUCGCUACUUAAAAAAGAGUAUGAGCUGUCGAAGCUGCAGCAGAAGAUCGGAAAAGAGGUAGAGGAAAAAGUAAAGCAACAUCACAGAAAAUACAUUCUCAUGGAACAAUUGAAAGUGAUUAAAAAGGAGCUGGGAUUGGAGAAGGAGGAUAAAGAUGCGAUUGGUGAAAAGUUCAAAGAAAGGAUUAAGGAUAAGGUUUUGCCGCAAGCCGUCUCCACCGUGAUCGACGAGGAAUUGGGAAAAUUGAACUUCUUGGAAAGUCACAGCUCUGAAUUUAAUGUGACGAGGAAUUACCUGGAUUGGUUAACGUCCUUGCCGUGGGGAAUUCAAAGCGAGGAGAAUCUUAAUUUACAGACGGCUUCGGAAAUUUUGGACGAAGACCAUUACGGUAUGGAGGAUAUCAAGAGGAGGAUUUUGGAGUUCAUCGCUGUCAGUCAGUUGAAGGGUUCGACGCAAGGUAAAAUCUUGUGCUUCCAUGGACCACCCGGAGUUGGAAAAACUAGUAUUGCUAGAUCUAUCGCUAGGGCUUUGAAUCGGGAAUACUUUAGGUUUUCUGUUGGCGGAAUGACCGAUGUGGCUGAAAUUAAAGGUCAUAGGAGGACGUACGUUGGCGCGAUGCCCGGAAAAGUUAUCCAAUGUUUGAAGAAAACACGCACCGAAAAUCCUUUAGUCUUAAUCGAUGAAGUCGAUAAAAUUGGAAAAGGUUUCCAAGGUGAUCCAAGUUCUGCACUGCUGGAAUUAUUGGACCCGGAACAGAAUUCGAACUUUUUGGAUCAUUAUUUGGAUGUGCCGGUGGAUUUAUCAAAGGUUUUGUUCAUUUGCACCGCGAACGUAGUUGAUACUAUCCCGGAACCGCUCAGGGAUCGCAUGGAAAUGAUCGAUAUGUCCGGUUACGUCGCGGAAGAGAAGCUCGCUAUAUCCAAGCAGUAUUUGAUUCCGCAAGCGAUGAAGGACAGCGGAUUGAAGGAGGAAAAUAUUAAAAUCGAGGACGAAUCGUUGAACGUCCUGAUCAAGAACUAUUGUCGCGAAUCGGGCGUGAGAAAUCUGCAGAAGCACAUCGAGAAGGUUGUGAGAAAGGUGGCGUACAAAGUGGUGAAGGAGGACGCGACGUACGUGGAUGUAAAUGGUAGCAAUCUGCAAGAUUUCGUGGGGAAACCGGUUUUCACCCACGAUAGGAUGUACGCUGUAACACCUCCUGGAGUGGUGAUGGGUUUGGCUUGGACGGCGAUGGGUGGUUCCACGCUCUUCAUCGAAACUACAACGAGAAGACCUGUGGGGGAGAAGGACACAGAAGGUAGCUUAGAAUUGACAGGUCACCUGGGAGAUGUAAUGAAGGAAUCGGCGAGGAUAGCUCUGACUGUUUCGAGGAAUUUCAUGAACAGGAUAGAAGGCUCAAACAAAUUUUUAAACACCAGUCAUUUGCAUUUACACGUUCCUGAAGGAGCGACGCCGAAGGACGGGCCCAGCGCCGGAUGCACCAUAGUCACAGCUCUAAUUUCGUUGGCGAAAAACAUGCCCAUCAGGCAGGACGUCGCGAUGACCGGGGAAAUAUCGCUGAUGGGCAAGGUUCUGCCCGUGGGUGGUAUCAAAGAAAAAACGAUCGCGGCGAAACGAUCAGGAGUUAAAUGCAUCAUCCUUCCCGAGGAGAACAAGAAGGAUUACACCGAUCUGCCCGGAUUCAUAACUGAAGGUCUCGAGGUGCACUUCGUCAGCACUUACGACGAAAUUUACAAAAUAGCAUUCGAGACGAAAUAGUAUAGAUUUUCUUGUUGUUGUUGUUAUUGAGACAUCAUAAGAUCAGAAAACGGAGAGACAGGUGUUAAUUGAACUAUUGUAAAGAUUUGCCCUUACUGUUGUACAAUAGUGUCGUUCGCGCUGACCGAGAAAGGAUGAUUUAGAGUGUGUAAUGUAAUAUGUAUAAAAAAAAAGAAGGAAUAUCUUAUUUUCUUAUUUCUUUUUUUAAUUAUUUACUUAUAUAAUAAUAAACAAUCUGAACGGAAAUGUUUUCACUACACUCGUUCUACAUUCAGAUUUCGAAUUUUUCUACCGUUCUUGUAAAUAAAAUAUAAUUGUUUAUAUAAUCGUUACGCAUCAGACUUACUUAAUCAAAUCAAACUAAUAGAUCCUCGUAUUCCCUUGCAUAUUCAAAAAAUAUAUAAUAUAUAAAUGUAUUAUGUAUUUAUAGCGUGUGUGUGUGGUAUAAAUGAUCAUGAUAAUCAUUUUCUUAAAUAUAUAAAAAAAAAAUAAUAAACAAAACAAUAAUUAUCC
Molecule: messenger RNA, 3511 nt
Organism: Nicrophorus vespilloides
Lineage: Eukaryota; Metazoa; Arthropoda; Insecta; Coleoptera; Silphidae
Product: lon protease homolog, mitochondrial
Exons: 9
Coding region: 122-2998 (958 amino acids)
Biological process (GO): protein quality control for misfolded or incompletely synthesized proteins; protein catabolic process; chaperone-mediated protein complex assembly
Cellular component (GO): mitochondrial matrix
Molecular function (GO): ATP binding; ATP hydrolysis activity; serine-type endopeptidase activity
Source: RefSeq, a predicted model, not a curated record